Molecule: messenger RNA, 8063 nt
Organism: Coregonus sp. 'balchen'
Lineage: Eukaryota; Metazoa; Chordata; Actinopteri; Salmoniformes; Salmonidae
Source: the annotation of a GenBank genome assembly
AUGCAGCAUUACAGCCACAUCCUGGUUGUAUAACGCUAACCUGCAAACAUAAUGUAGCAACUGGAUUCACCUUCAUGAUUGACAUGAGUUGUCGAUGCACUUCCCGUGUUCAAAAUGAUUCCCUAUCACUUCUGCUUUUCCAAAAUGUCACUCCUUUCCUCAAGGUAGUAGUAACUUAGCCACUGUAGCUUACACAACUUUGGGCAUUAUAGGAUCUGCUGGUGAGACUGACUGAUGACACCGAUUCUUAUUUUCUGUACAACCUUGCCAUAUCAGAGGAGGAUUUUCAAAGGUAUCUUCUAAUUUAAACAAAGUAAUUGUGCCCACUACAAUGUAACAUUUGGUGUGCAUACACUAAUCCUACGUCUUCUGUCAUCAGUUUGAAAGUUCAACAGGGCCUGUUGGUAGACUUUGCGUCCUUUCCUCAGAAGUUUAUAGACCUGCUUAACCAGUGUAUCUCGGAUCAAGACGAAGAGUAUCCAAGGUGAGGAGAUCAUUUUCUCUCAGCUCGUUAAUUGUCUCCACUGGCCUUGAGAUCAUGGAUAUGUGACAUGUCUGUGCUUUCCUUUCCCUAGGUUUCUGCUCCAGUUGUUAUCUCCAUCAUCCCGGUAUUAGACCACAGCCCCGCCCACCUCAAUGUUGUGGAGACCAAUGCGUUCAAGCACCUCACGCACCUCUCUCUGAAGCUCCUACAUGGCACCGAAAUCGAGAUCAAGAAGUACCUGGCGAUUUGUCUGUCCUGUGUAAAGGUCAGUGAAUCUCCUGUAACUCCCUCAGGCUAGCUGUCAAUAGCAGACUUAUGAAGAACCUCUGAGAAUCCGUCUGGCCAGACAGACGACAGAAUAAUACAGUUUGAGUAACUUCUUCCACGUAUAUUAACUUAUCCAGGGCUUGACACUAACUUUUUUUGCCAGUAGGACAGAUUUUUUUACUUGUCCAAAAGCUCUACAAUUACAACCAAAUACUUUUUUUGUGUUUAUAAAAUCAUUCCCUCCAGGGCUAGAAAUUAAUGGUGUCCCGUCGUCCCUGGGACGAUACAAAACAGUCUGUGGGCAGUGCACAUACAUAUAUUUUUUUUUAAAGCAAUGAAGCUGAUGCAACAGAUCAGACCGUUUAGCUUAAUGUUGAUAGUUUUAUUUAUUUAUUUAUAUUAUAAGCUCAUCAAUGCUCACAUGGCUGUAGGCUAUGCGCGAAUGUUCCAAAAUGCAAUUAGCUGGAAAACACCAUUCUCAAAAGCGCACUGCACGCGAGAGUACUGUAUGUGACCGAGAUGAAAAUAUCAGUUAGAAAUUAAGAGGGGAGAUCUAAAGAUGCAUCAACUAGCAUGGGUUACUAAUAUGACUAGGAUUGUGUCUUUGGCUGUUGGACGAUAAAAUUAAAUUGAUUUGAAAACCAAUAUAACAUAAGAAAUGCUGGUUUCAAUGGCAAAUUAGCCUGUGUUAAUAAAAUAAUUCCCUCAACAUUUCUAUGGUUGUAUUUUGGCUAGGCUACUUUGAAACAAGGUAAGACAUGCUUCAUAAAAUGACACAACUUUCAGGUUUUAAACAAUUAAGUUUAUGGUUAAAUAGUUUCAAAAUGCUGACCGCCUCCGCUCAGAUUCAAGGUGGGUGAUGUGCGGUGCGCAACAGGCACUGUCCUUCACUCUCCGGUCUUGUGACCAUUUGAUCUGAACGAACCAUGCCUCGAGUAUGUCGACAGAAUCAAGCCUUUAGACAUUCAUGUUAAUUAUCCUUCAUUAUAUUUGUCAAACAUGACUGUCGUUAAGCCUAUAUUAAUGUAAUUAAAAGUCUCGUUUAUAGUAUAGCUACAUUUUCUGGCGCCUCCCUCAUGUCAGCAUCAAUUUGGACAUGAGGCUGUAGACAAUAUGCAUAUCACCUACACUUUGACAUGUAGGCUUUUUAAUUUAUGCACAUGAAAAAUCGAUUUCAAUAUUAUUCCAAUGCUGGCGUAAUUGUUUGAUAGUGAUUAAAAAUAUAUAUAUAUUACUUGUCCAUUCAGACAACUUAAAUCUAUAUUCUUCUUGUCAGAUUUACAAAAACAAUAUUAUUAUUUUUGACUUGUCCCUGACAUUUAAUAAUGUUGAACCCUGUUAUCCCCCCAUUUGAUCUGUCAGGAGGAGAACAGGCAGUUGGAACAGAGGCUGAAGAUGAUCUCUCCAGGAAGCUUGGCGACGCACAACUGGUAAAGCAAUAUGAAAUAUGAAAAUCCAGGCAGGUUUGGAUAACCCCUUGAUGUAACAUCUUGUUUCUGAUCAAAAUCACAUCUUAUGCACGUGUGUCUUACAGACUCUGUCAGAGAAGAGCAGAGAACUGGACAAGCUGCGGUCAGAGUGGACCAGCCAAACAACCUGUCUGUCUACACUCUCAGGACCUCACUGGGGAGCGGGAGAAGGCUCUGGAGGUAUCAUGUCAUAUCUCAUACUAUAAACUGCCUUUUAAGUCUAUUCCACAUCAGGAGGAAUAAGAGCUUACAUGUUUUUUCUCUAUUUGAUAUAUGAUAUGCUACAUGACCAAAAGUAUGUGGAUAUUGCUCGUCUAACAUCUCAUUCCAAAAUCAUGGGCAUUCAUAUGGAGUUGGUCUCCCCCCUUUUGCUGCUAUAACAGCCUCCACUCUUCUGGGAAAGCUUUCCACUAGAUGUUGGAACAUUGCUGCAGGGACUUGCUUCCAUUCAGCCACAAGCAUUAGUGAGGUCGGGCACUGAUGUUGGGCGAUUAGGCCUGGCUCGCAAUUCAUCCCAAAGGUGUUCGAUGGGGUUGAGGUCAGGGCUCUGUGCAGGCCAGUCAAGUUCUUCCACACCGAUCUCAACAAACCAUUUUUGUAUGGACCUCGCUUUGUGCACCGGGGGCAUUGUCAUGCUGAAACAGGAAAGGGCCUUCCCCAAACUGUUGCCACAAAGUUGGAAGCACAGAAUCGUCUAGAAUGUCAUUGUAUGCUGUAGCGUUAAGAUUUCCCUUCCCUGGAACUAAGGGGCCUAGCCCGAACCAUUAUUCCUCUUCCACCAAAGUUUACAGUUGGCACUAUGCAUUGGGGCAGGUAGCGUUCUCCUGGCAUCCGCCAAACACAGAUUAGUUCGUCAACUGCUAGCUGGUGAAGCGUAAUUCAUCACUCCAUAGAACGCGUUUCCACUGCUCCAGAGUCCAAUGGCGGCGAGCUUUACACCACUCCAGCUGACGCUUGGUAUUGCACAUGGUGAUCUUAGGCUUGUGUGCGGCUGCUCUGCCAUGGAAACCCAUUUCAUGAAGCUACCGACGAACCGUUCUUGUGCUGACGUUGCUUCCAGAGGCAGUUUGGAACUCGGUAGUGAGUGUUGCAAUCGAGUACAAGUUUUAUGUGCUUCAGCACUCGGCGGUCCCGUUCUGUGAGCUUGUGUGGCCUACCACUUUGCAGCUGAGCCGUUGUUGCUCCUAGACGUUUCCACUUCACAAUAACAGCACUUACAGUUGACCGGGCAGCUCUAGCAGGGCAGAAAUUUGACGAACUGACUUGUUGGAAAGGUGGCAUCCUAUGACAGCGCCACAUUGAAAGUCACGGAGCUCUUCAGUAAGGCCAUUUUACUGCCAAUGUUUGUCUAUAGAGAUUGCAUGGUUGUGUGCUUGAUUUUAUAUACCUGUCAGCAACGGGUGUGGCUGAAAUAGCCAAAUCCACUAAUUUGAAGGGGUGUCCACAUACUUUUGUGUGUGUAUAUAUAGUGUCUCUCUAAAAUAAGUGAUUUAUCUCUUUGAUAUGCUCUCAUCGCCCUGUGCAGACGCAAACCAAGUUGCAGCAGCAGAAUGAGCAGCUGCGCCGGGAGCUGGAGGGAGCCCACAUGAAGAGCACCCAGCAGCUGCAGAGCAGGCUGGCUGAGCUGGAGGCCUCCAACAUGGACCUGACUGAGAAGAGAUACAAGACUGAGUCCACCAUCCGUGACCUCAAAGCCAAACUUGUGGGCCUGGAAGAGGUGAGAGAUGAGCUAGAGUAUGGGGAAAAUGUCACAAAAUCGGCCAUUUUUGUGAAUACUGUAUUAACUUCAUUUAAGUCUGAAACACUCAUAGGAUAAAUAUCAUUACAAAAAAAAAAAAAAAAUGUUACAUCCAUAUUGAAUUCCUGAUUUGAUUGAGAAAUUGGAAUGUUGCCCUCCAAUUUUGUCGAGAACCUGCUGACAAGUGUUUGUGUGAGAACAGGAGUUCCAGCGAGUGAAGCAGCAGGCCCUGUCUCUUCUGAGGGAGAACGGUGCACUGGACACGGAAUGCAACGACAGGGAGCGUCAGGUGAACCAGCUGCAGACGCGUGUGGCCGUCCUGGAGCAGGAGAUCAAAGACAAGGACCAGCUCGUGCUCCGCACCAAGGAAGUGCUGGAAGCCACUCAGCAACAGAAGGUAUGCAGUGAGUCCUGCAGGCAAAUGGAGAACAUUUUCCCCCUCAAUACUGUCCAAAACCAGGAUUUUGUUAAAACUAAUAUUGAUGAAUCAUAAGUGAGAAACUGUGUUUGUGUAGAAGGGAACGCUGAAAGCAAACAACUCCAAAUAGGAAAACUGGAAGCCACAGUAAAAUCCCUGUCUGAGGAACUCCUAAAGGUUGGUUACUUGAAUUUCCAAUCAUGGCUUUUUAUUAUGCAUGUCAAGUAAUGGUCUGAAAAUACAUGGUCACAGUCUCAACCCAGUCAAGUUCAAAUCCACUAAGUCCUUGUCCACUCAUGCACUUAUUCGAGACCAAAUAUUUAAACCAAUUUUGUCUUGGUGCUGAUCACAUCCCCUUUGAGAAGGAACAUGUCUUUGAGAGUGGGGAUAAAGUACUGUCUUGACACAACCUUGUGUUGUCUUCCCAGGCCAAUGGCAUCAUCAAGAAGUUACAGGGAGAUCUGAGGGGCCUGGUGGGGAAGAUCAAGGUGAAGAACACUGUGACGGUGUCUCAGGAGAAGGUGCUCCAGGAGACCCAGGAGAGGCUGCACAAGGUCCAGAGAGACCUGCAAGACACUCAGCAGCAGCUCAAGCAUAGAGAUGAGGAGGUGUAUGUGUCUGUCCUUUACGGUGUGAUUCCUCUGCCUUAAAUGCUAAUCGGAGGACUUGAAAAAUGGGGAGAAAUAGCUGCUGAAAGACCCAAUGCAUAUGUGUGUUUGCAUUUACGUGUGCAAGCGAAGUUUUAAAGAGUCGUGGGCAUUGACCUAUUUCUUUGCAUCAAGUUGGGAUUGAUCUGUUUUGUUGUAACUUUCCAUCCUCUGUAGGUGUCAAAAUUGAAGGAGCAGUUGGAGGCGACGGUUAAGAAACUAGACGAAAGCAGGGAGGUGCUGAAAACAAACGAGAAUGGUAUGGAAGGUCUUUUUAAAGCAAAUUUACAUGAUUUUGCACUUUGGCUGUUGUCUUUACCAAGACGUUUUUUUAUACAUUUUAAUGCCUGUUUUGUUGUCGUGUUUAUCAUAGAAAUGUGCCUUUUUAUAAUGUCAAAACAAGGCUUCAUUUUAUCCCCCAGUUAUAAUUUGGCUGAACAAACAGCUGAACGAGAACCAGCUAUCCAGGAAGCCAGAGACUCUUGGAACGUUGACGACUCCUCCAGCUCUCUCAGCCUCAGCUGGACAGAGGACAGGCGGUGCCUCUCACAUGUUAAGCAUGUCAUGGUACAUGGUAAGAUAUCGGCUUGAUACCAUUUGGUCGCAGUCUCUAGCCUUGCUAUAAUCAAGAGAAGUGUGUUUGUUUUGAAUUGCAGUUGUUUCCAGGUAAUCCAACUUUAGAUCAGUGUUUAUAACUUUAAACUUUGACUAAUUAUUUUUUUUAUAUGAACACUUAUCUCAAAGGGACAAUCUGCAGUUUAAACAACAACAAAGCAGUCACACUGCCACAGAUUUGGUUAACAGCUGAGGGAUAGAGCUGGAGAAAUGUAACCAAUCUCAAAUAUAGACUGAGCUAUGGAUAAAAAUGAUAGUUUUAACCAUGUUUCGAGGCUAACAGUGUGUUUACAAUUACAAAGAAUGGAGUAAAACAAGCUUAUAUUUUGGGUUACGACAGUUGAACUAAACUCAUGAGACAUUUAUAAGUUACAUUCUUCAAGAAUCAAUGGGUAUAUCGUUAAUUUAAAUGUCCAAAAAAUGGAUAUACUGUACCAAUCGCAGAUUGCCCCUUUAAAGAUAAACACCGCAAUAUGAUAACAUGCAUAGCGGGGAUGACUUCCUUCUUACAGACAUCCCACUGUUAAAGAUGAAGUCAUAUUGCUGAGUAGGCUUGGACUGUAUAUCAUGUAUACCGGGGUAUUUGGAAAAAGCCACGUGAUGGAUUUUCAUACUGUCAAUGCCGUCAACUAUUUAUUUGACGUUUUUAAAUAAACGUUUAUAUUUGAGCUACUUUUUAAGUUAAUACCUGCAGUCAACUUGUGCAAUAGGUUAAGGAGAUAUAGCAGAUUGCGUUCUUUAUUUCACCUGUCACAUUAUUUUACAUUAUGAAGCUUACUGUAGUUCCCCGGGAACAGUCACGUGUUUGUUUGUAAAUGGAACAACGGGAGAAAGUGGGAGCCGGUGAUUCUCAUAGCGUUCUGUAUCUAUCGGCGAGUCUCUGUUGUGCGGCUCACAUGAAGUGAUGAAGUUACACUUGUAUGCAAUUCACUACUAAAUGUUUGCCAUCAGAUAUCAUAUAAUGGCAUUCUGCCAGAAGUCAAGUUUUAAUGUCACAUGCACAAGUAAAGUGAAAUGCCUUUUCUUGCUUGCUCUAAACCCAACAAUGCAGUAAUUAAUAACAAUGUAAUACUAAAAAUAACAUAAGGUAGAACAAAAAUAAGAACACGAUAAAGUAAGUAAGCAUACUAUAUACAGGGUCAGUCAGUUCAGGACUCUGGAGCAGUGGAAACGCGUUCUCUGGAGUGAUGAAUCACGCUUCACCAGCUGGCAGUUCGACGGACAAAUCUGGGUUUGGCGGAUGCCAGGAGAACGCUACCUGCCCCAACGCAUGGUGCUAACUGUAAAGUUUGGUGGAGGAGGAGUAAUGGUCUGGGACUGUAUUUCAUGAGUCAGUCUAGGCCCCUUUAGUUCCAGUGAAGGGAAAUCUUAACGCUACAGCAUACAAUGACAUUGUAGACGAUUCUGUGCUUCCAACUUUGUGGCAACAGUUUGGGGAAGGGCCUUUCCUGUUUCAGCAUGACAUUGCCCUGGUGCAUAAAGCAAGGUCCAUACAGAAAUGGUUUGUCGAGAUCGGUGUGGAAGAACUUGACUGGCCUGCAAAGAGCCCUGACCUCAACCCCAUCAAUCACGUUUGGGAUGAAUUGGAACACCGACUGCAAGCCCAGACUAAUUGCCCUACCUGACUAAUGCUCUUGUGGCUAAAUGGAAGCAAGUCCCUGCAGCAAUGUUCCAACAUCUAGUGGAAAGCCUUCCCAGAAGAGUGGAGGCCGUUAUAGCAGCAAAGGGGGGACCAACUCCACAUUAAUGCCCAUGAUUUUGGAAUGAGAUGUUCGAUGGGCAGGUGUCCACAUACUUUUGGUCAUGUAGUGUAUGUAUAGGGGUAAGGUGACUAGUUAUCAGGAUAUAUGAUAAACAGAGUAGCAGCAGCUUAUAUGAUGAUUGUAUGCGAGUGGGUUUGUGUGUAGAGUCAGUAUAAAUGUAAGAGGUGUGGUAUGAGGGGGCAAGCUAGAACUCAGAAUCAUAUGUUGAGGUCCCUAACUCUCGGCCAGUGUUGCAACUGUAUUGUUUGAAUUCUGACUUUGUGUUGACCUGGGGCUGAAUUGCAGGUCCAGUUUAACCCCAUGAGUGCCAAGCCCGGCGUGUCUCCUGUGGACAGUAGCCCCACUGCACAGCAUCCCCCUCAGCCCUCCAACAAAGAGAAGUGAGUCCAGCUUUCUGUCUGGGGCUUCCAUGUGUGGUUCUAGUUGAGUUUUUAUGCUAUCAGAAUUAACUUGGAAGUGUUCAGGAACAUCUUCUCUGCUCACUUUUACAUACACAUAUCUAAUUGGAUGGUGCAUCACCAUCAGCAAGCGCUCUGUGGCUUUAAUUCAGACCCAUGUUGCCUUUGGUCUGCACCUACUGCCUUAUUUUCUACCUUCACAACAGUUCUGUUCUUCCUUCUCUUUUUUGAACCUGUAGCGGGGUGCCUGCUGGAUUGGAGUCC